Molecule: messenger RNA, 1395 nt
Organism: Papaver somniferum (opium poppy)
Lineage: Eukaryota; Viridiplantae; Streptophyta; Magnoliopsida; Ranunculales; Papaveraceae
Exons: 3
Coding region: 78-1202 (374 amino acids)
Source: RefSeq, a predicted model, not a curated record
CACAAACAUACACUAUCAAACUGAUCUGCCUAGCUUAUUUUGAUUGUUGUCUUCUACUUGCAAUUCAUUAGAGAGAUAUGGGGAUUGCCUUGAUCUCCCUUGUGCUUCUCGUCUCUUCUUUUGCAGUUUUCUUCACUACUACUCCUGUUUCUGCAAAUGAUAAACCUUUGGAUGAGCUUUUCAGAAAUGGUGAUUUCGAAGAAGGGCCAGAGCCAUCAAAACUUAAUGGAACCGUCAUUAAGGGGACGUACUCGCUUCCCAAAUGGAGGAUCAAUGGUUUAGUCGAGUAUGUCCACGGUGGUCCACAACCUGGUGGAAUGUAUUUUCCUGUUUCACGCGGUGUUCACGCUGUUAGGCUCGGUAAUGAUGCCUCAAUCACCCAAGCAAUAGUAGUCAAACCAGGUUCUUUGUAUGCCCUGACAUUCGGAGCUACAAGAACUUGUGCCCAAGAUGAAGUUAUGACUGUCUCCGUGCCUCCGUUCUCGGGAGAUCUUCCUCUCCAAACAAUGUACAACAGCGACGGAGGUGAUACUUAUGCUUGGGCAUUCAAGCCUACGACUAAGAUCGUUAAGGUGACAUUUACUAACAAAGGUACUCAAGAAGAUCCUUCAUGUGGUCCUCUACUGGAUGCAAUUGGAAUUAAGGAGCUUAUCAUUCCCUCUGCCGCCAAAGAUAAUUUGGUUGUUAAUGGCGACUUUGAAGAGGGUCCUCAUCUAUUUAGAAACUCCGCAAACGGCAUUCUCCUGCCUCCCAAACAAGUAGACAGAGAGUCGCCACUUGUUGGAUGGAUAAUUGAAUCUCUUAAAGCCGUCAAGUACAUCGACUCAAAACACUUCACUGUUCCCUCUGGGAAAGCUGCAAUUGAGUUGGUUGCAGGUAGAGAAAGUGCUAUUGCUCAAGUCAUAGACACAGUUCCUAAUAAAUUUUACACGCUCACUUUCCUAGUCGGAGAUGCGGAAAAUAACUGCCAUGGGUCUAUGAUGGUCGAAGCUUUCGUCGGAAAAGAGACGGUUAAAGUCCGUUUUAACUCUACUGGCAAAGGUGGCUCGGUGACUGGUGGCGUCGUAUUCAGGGCAAGUGAAUCCUCUACAAGAAUUACCUUCUACAGUUCCUUUUACCACUCAAAGCAGGUGGGCAGUGACUUGGGAACUCUUUGUGGUCCUGUUAUAGAUCGUGUUGUUGUUUCUCCUCGGGAUGACUAGAUGUUGUUAUCAACAUCAUUUCGAUUGCGUAAUCGGACCAGGUUUUGUAGUUUAUGUAGUAGGUUUUUUCCUACAAAACCUGAACUUUUUUCUCUUAUAGUUUGCUUGAAUAUUUGAUACUUCUUAUCUUUUAAAUGUAUUUUGUUCUAUUUUAUGUAUUAAAGUUUGAUUGUAAUAAAAAAAAGAAGUUCAA